Messenger RNA from Condylostylus longicornis, 699 nucleotides. Its product is annotated as 3-hydroxybutyryl-CoA dehydratase. NCBI's taxonomy places the organism in Eukaryota, Metazoa, Arthropoda, Insecta, Diptera, Dolichopodidae. The coding region runs from base 126 to 575 and encodes 149 amino acids. The transcript has a single exon. The record is from RefSeq and is a predicted model, not a curated record.
UUUACAAUUACGGUACGACCUUAGUUGGUUUUAUUUGAUUUUGGGCAUUAUAAUGAUAAGGUAGAAACAAACGUGAAGCAGCAUAGGAUAUCCACGUUUAAAAUUAUUUUAAAAUUUAAAAACAUAUGUUUAAAGUAAAUAAAUUGCUGAAUAAUGUUAAAUAUGAUUUACGAAAACUUUCAACACAAAACCUUUCUGUUCCUGAAAUUACUGUCACUCGUAGAAUAACUCAAGAAGAUCUAAAUUCUUUUUCAUCUCUUUGUGGAGACUCGAACAUCAUUCAUUCUGAGGACAUCCCAGAAGAAGAACGUUAUGUUCACGGAGCGUUUUUAAAUAGUUUAAUUUCUGGGAUUAUGGGUUCUAAAAUUCCAGGUCCUGGAAGUAUUGUUGUAUCACAAAAAUUUAAAUUUCCACGCAAAUGUAGAAUCAAUCAGGAUAUAGAAUUAAAUGUUAAACUAAUAGAUAAUCGUAAAAUAAUGAAAACGGUGUACCACAUUAAGCAAGCUAAUAAUAUUGUAUUUCAAGGAGAAGCAAGUCUUAUAAGAUUAUCAUCAUUGUCAAAGAAUCAACAAUAAAAAUCAAAUAUGUUGCUUAAUAAAAUUUUAAGUAGUUUAUUAAAUUGUAAAAAAUGAAUUAAACAUAUUUACUCUCUAAAUUAAAAAAAAUUUUUUUUUUGUAGUUUACGUUUAACAGAAAAUA